UGGAAGUUUCCCUUUGAUCCUCAUGACACAUUUGAAUCUGAGUUUCACUUGGAUAAGGACAGAUCUGUGAAGGUGCCAAUGAUGAAAAUUGAGCGCCUGACCACACCCUACCUCCGGGAUGAGAAGCUCUCCUGCACUGUGGUGGAGCUGAAGUACACAGGCAAUGCUAGCGCCCUGUUCAUCCUCCCUGAUGUGGGCAGGAUGCAGCAGGUAGAAGCCAGCUUGCAGCCAGAGACCCUGAGGAAGUGGAGGGACUCUCUGAGUCCCAGGAUGAUCGAUGAGCUCUAUAUGCCCAAGUUCUCCAUCUCCACUGACUACGGCCUGGAGAAAAUCCUUCCACAGCUGGGCAUCAGAGAAGUCUUCUCCACACAGGCUGACCUGUCUGGGAUCACAGGGUCCAAGAACCUGAGGGUCUCUCAGGUGGUCCACAAGGCUGUGCUGGACGUGGCUGAGACAGGCACAGAAGCAGCAGCUGCCACAGGAUUCAAACUGAUCCCACUCUGUAGGAAAAUUAUUUCUAUGUCAGUGCGUUUCAACAGGCCAUUUUUGAUGUUUGUCUCUGAAGCAAAUACUCAGAUGAUCCUCUUUCUGGCCAAAAUAUCCAACCCCAAGUGUGGCUAGAACUUUCCAAGGUGAGAGCCUUCUGCACAGGUGCCCAGGAGGGAGAAGGCAUGUGGGUGUGUGCAUUUUUGACAAAAUUCUCUGAUUGGCUUUGUACACCUGGCUUGGAUAGUGACUGUGACUAACUCCAUGGCUCCCACAUGCACAGGAGCCUUAGACUUCAGUGUCUGCCUCAGGCCUCCUGGGAGCACCUGCUCAUGUUCUGAACGUGGAAUCUGUCUUAUGUCCUCCUGCUGCUCACUGCCCUGUAUGUGCCUGUACCCAAGUGUGGGCACUGGCAGGCAGGCUCGGUCCCAGUGUAAUCUCUAGGCACAUCUGCUUUCAGCUUCCGUGGCCUUGCUGGGAUCAUGUAAGCUCACAGGCCAAUCCAUGAGGAUCAGGCCCAGGACUGAGAGGGAACCUGCUGCACUGACUCUCAUUCCGGCAUCGGGUACCACCUGGUGACAAGUUCCUGCCUUGUGCUUCCCUCCUCCAGUCCCCAGGCUCUGCAACCCACCCCUUGCAGCAGAUGCUGGCCGUGCCCUUAUCUGACCAAUGUUGCAGGCUUCACUCCUGUUGAAAGGCUGUUGGUCAGAAAAACUCCUUUCCUGAUAGCACCCCUACUUACAGUAGAAUACCCAUUUUCUUAGUCUGCAACUAUCAUCCUCGCAUUCCAGUUUGAUACCCCCGCAUUCCUUACUGUAUAUGCAGGCCUUGCAACAAAGGAUCAAUAAACGGAUA
Molecule: messenger RNA, 1341 nt
Organism: Microtus ochrogaster (prairie vole)
Lineage: Eukaryota; Metazoa; Chordata; Mammalia; Rodentia; Cricetidae
Product: serine protease inhibitor A3N-like
Exons: 3
Coding region: 79-621 (180 amino acids)
Molecular function (GO): serine-type endopeptidase inhibitor activity
Source: RefSeq, a predicted model, not a curated record